Manihot esculenta (cassava) is the source of this 1870-nucleotide messenger RNA. RefSeq names its product pyruvate kinase 1, cytosolic. The transcript is spliced from 16 exons. Gene Ontology annotation, cellular component: cytoplasm. The record is from RefSeq and is a predicted model, not a curated record. NCBI's taxonomy places the organism in Eukaryota, Viridiplantae, Streptophyta, Magnoliopsida, Malpighiales, Euphorbiaceae. Gene Ontology annotation, molecular function: potassium ion binding; magnesium ion binding; pyruvate kinase activity. The coding region runs from base 148 to 1722 and encodes 524 amino acids. Gene Ontology annotation, biological process: glycolytic process.
UUCAGCAGGAUCUCCUACCUAACUCUGUUGAGUGUACAUCACUCUAAAGGCUAUAAUUAGUAGGAUGCUGCAUGCUCCAUUCACUCUCUACUUACUUACCCACCAGGAGGACCCUGCUUCAAACAAAUCUCUCUUUUUCUCUCAAAAAUGCAGGGAGGACAUAUGGCAGUUGAAGAGCCUCUUAGGCUCUCCUCAGUAUUAACUUCUUCAAAAUCUAGCUAUUUGCCUUCACUGACCAAAUUAGUUGGAACACUUGGACCGAAUUCGCGGUCUGUUGAAACCAUAGAGGCAUGUCUUAAUGCAGGAAUGUCAGUUGCUCGGUUCGACUUUUCAUGGUUGGAUAGUGAUUACCACCAAGAAACUCUUCAGAAUUUGAGGCUAGCUAUGAAAAAUACUAAGAAACUAUGUGCUGUUAUGCUGGACACUGUAGGCCCAGAACUUCCAGUUUGUAACCAGACUGGGAAACCAAUUGAGCUAAAGGCUGAUGACCAUUUAACUAUUACUUCAGAUGUUUCCAAAGAACCAUCAGCAGAGUUUUUGCCUGUUGAUUAUUGUGGACUCUCUGAGAUUCUGAAGAAGGGCGACACUAUUUUUCUUGGUCAGUAUCUCUUCACAGGAAGUGAAAGCACCUCUGUAUGGCUUGAGGUUUUAGAGACAAAUGGUCAGGAUGUCAUCUGCCUUAUAAAAAACACUGCGACUCUUGAAGGCUUUAUAUUGAUGCAUGUUUCUCAAGUGCAUGAAAGUUUACCAAAUUUGAGUGACAAGGAUAAACAGGUUAUUUUGGAGUGGGGCUCACAUAACAAUGUUGAUUUGAUAUCUCUAUCAUAUACUCGCAGUGUUGAAGAUGUACGAGAGCUCAGAGCUUUUCUUGAAACAAAUAAUCUCAAUGAGACUCAAGUAUUUGCCAAAAUAGAAACUGUGGAGGGUUUGAAACAUUUUGGUGAGAUCCUUCAGGAAGCAGAUGGCAUUAUCCUUGGUCGUGGAAAUUUAGGAAUUGACCUUCCCCCAGAAAAGGUUUUCUUGUUUCAGAAGUCUGCUGUAUAUAAGUGUAACAUGGUAGGGAAACCUGUCAUAAUCAGUAGAGUAGUUGAUAGCAUGACUGCAAAUCUAAGACCAACUCGUGCUGAAGCAACAGAUGUUGCAAAUGCUGUACUUGAUGGUGCUGAUGGUAUAUUAUUGGGUGCUGAGACACUUAGAGGACUAUAUCCCAUUGAAACAAUAAAAGUUGUGGGGAGAAUUUGUGCUGAGGCUGAGACAGUGUGCAAUCAUUCUGUUCAUUUUAAGAGAAUCAGCAAACAUGUUGGAGAGCCUAUGUCUCAUGCUGAAUCUGUUGCUUCAUCAGCGGUACGUGCUGCAAUUAAGGCGAAGGCUGCACUGAUUGUUGUAUUCACAUCCUCAGGAAGAGCAGCAAGGUUGAUUGCUAAGUAUAGGCCACCAGUGCCUGUGUUUGCGGUUGUUAUUCCUCGUCUCAGAUCGAAUUCGUUGAAAUGGACUUGCACCGGUUCUGCGCAGGCUCGUCAGCUGCUUGGUGUCAGAGGAGUUUACCCUAUCUUGGCUAGCCCUAAUGUGGCAACUUCAGGUCGUUCAAGUGAAGAGUCUGGAUUGAAAAUUGCCCUUGAUCAUGGUAAAUCUGUGGGAUUGCUUAAGCCUAAUGAUCAAAUAGUCGUCUUCCAAAAGAUUGCAGAUUCAUCUGUGGUAAAGAUUGUUGAGCUUCAAGCUUAAAAUUUUUGUAAAUUCACUUCCUAAACCUUUUUUUUUUUUUAAGUGUAGUUUGAUGAGUCUAAUCAAAGAGAAACGUUCUAAAAUUAGGUUGGACCACUAGACUUUUUAACUCAUUCAUAGUCUCAUAAAAGUAUUAUAUUCAGAAUCA